AUGAUUGUGAAUACAGGGACUCGACCAAAUCCGACCGAGAUCGACCGAGUUGAUGCGCGAGUUGAUUACGAUAUUGGAGUUGGAGUUCCUCUUGGACUGCUUAUUAUUUCCCUGGUCGUUGACAUUGUCGCCGCAGUCUACUGUUUCGCUCAAUGUGGUUUCAAGAAGGUGUUUUAUUGGGCUAAAAUGAGCUCAAUCAUCACUGUCCAAGUCUACCUGCAUCUCUGCGCUCUGUUGACAUUCGCCGCGUAUAUCCAGCAAACCCUGCGACUGGCUGAGUAUCCAUUUGGCGCAGAAAAUUUGGGUUUUGGAUUUUGGGCGAUCAUGAUUUCUUUUUUGCUGCGAUGCUUGAUUUGGUUCAUGGUUUCUUGUUGCCCAGCAGGUUGUCGACCAUGCUUGACGAUUAAUGGAGAUAAGUUGGAGGAACUUCAAGCUGAAGCAAUUUUGAACCUAGUCAAAGGAGCAGACGACGAUGCAACGACUAUCAAUGAUGAUGUCAACAGUCUCUAG
This is a messenger RNA of Oikopleura dioica, 510 nucleotides long. Lineage: Eukaryota; Metazoa; Chordata; Appendicularia; Copelata; Oikopleuridae. The record is from the annotation of a GenBank genome assembly.